UCGUGCCCGACCUCUCGCCCGCGGAGGCUCCUCCUCGAUGGCCGCCCGCCGCUAUUCCCGGCUCUGUCGCCUUUUGGCGGGCCUCGGAGGGGCCGUCUUGCUCGUGCUGCUGAUCAGCCUGUACAAGGCGGGGUCUGAGGUGCAGGUGGGUUCGCAGAUGUUAAGUGAGUUGACUUUCUUCCCUCUCUGGAGAAGAGAGAAGCCACUCUACAAGCUUGAUGUAAACUGGCCUUUGAUUCCUUUUGCUGGUCAGACAUUUUGUGUUGCUGUGGAUGACGUCAAUGGAUUAGUAUACGUGGGACAGAGAGGUGAUGAAAAUGUGCCUAAGGUUGUAGUUUAUACUGAGGAUGGCUAUUUCUUACAAGCAUGGAAUACUUCCAUUGAAAUGCCUCAUGGUAUCUUUGUGCUGAACACACUCAAUGGAACUUCAGUGUGGAUCACAGAUGUUGGAACUGGCAAAUAUGGACACACAAUUAAACAGUAUAGUCCUUCAGGCAAACUUCUUCAAGUCAUAGGUACUGCAGGUAGAUCAGGUUCUGGUACAAAUCCCUUGCAGUUUGACCAGCCAGCAGAGAUUUUUGUGGAAGAAAGCGGGGACAUCUACAUUGUAGAUGGUGAUGGAGGAUUGAACAAUCGCUUGGUCAAAUUGACGCCAGACUUUAAGACUCUGUGGCUGCAUGGAGAAAAUGGUUCUGGCACUGCACAGUUCAAGAUCCCACACAGUGUAACGGUGGAUGCUUUCGGACGGGUAUGGGUUGCUGACAGAGCCAACUGGAGAAUCCAGGCUUUUCAGAAAACCACCGGGGAAUGGUUGGGCUGUUGGAAUAGCUGCUUUACACAAGAUGGCCCUUCUUCUGUCAGAUUAACUCCAGAUCAAAGGUAUAUGAUCGUCGCACAUAUAAAUAUUGACAGGGUGUCAAUCUUGGCUGCCCCACCAGUAGGAUCAAUUGAGGACUGUGUUGUGAUGGACACAAUUCAGCUUGCAAACGAAGUUAAGCCCCAUCUUGUGGAUGUCAGCAAGAAAACUGGAGCAAUUUAUGUAGCAGAAAUUGGAGCCCAGCAAGUACAGAAGUAUGUGCCUUUAUACUGACAGCAUCUUUCACACGGCACUAGGGACUUCCAGAAUAUUUCCUCUGUUGGAUUGCUGUUGGCUGUGUAACACAAGAACUUUUGGAUUAACUUUGUUCAUUUGAAGUGCACAUUUGUUUCACUUUCUGUGCCUAUCUCAGGGAUUUUAAGUGGUGGCAAUUUUUGUGUUAGCUGUUUUGUAUAGACUUGUUUGUUUGUUUUGUUUUUUA
Molecule: messenger RNA, 1298 nt
Organism: Lacerta agilis (Sand lizard)
Lineage: Eukaryota; Metazoa; Chordata; Lepidosauria; Squamata; Lacertidae
Gene: NHLRC3
Product: NHL repeat containing 3
Exons: 7
Coding region: 38-1090 (350 amino acids)
Biological process (GO): proteasome-mediated ubiquitin-dependent protein catabolic process; negative regulation of translation; protein polyubiquitination
Cellular component (GO): extracellular region
Molecular function (GO): ubiquitin protein ligase activity; translation repressor activity; protein binding
Source: RefSeq, a predicted model, not a curated record